This is a messenger RNA of Cooperia oncophora, 390 nucleotides long. NCBI's taxonomy places the organism in Eukaryota, Metazoa, Nematoda, Chromadorea, Rhabditida, Trichostrongylidae. The record is from the annotation of a GenBank genome assembly.
AUGAUGCGGGACCAAUGCCUAGAGUUUUUGGGCAAUUUUAAUGGUGGUAAUUGCAGAGUUAAUGGUCAUGCAAAGAUCGGCAAUCUUUCCAUCAAUGACGCAAGGAAACAGCCGGAUUUGGACUCCUCCUCUGGAACAUCAGACGGUUCGCUAAAUGCCACCCAUGGCACCAAGAAUCUGGAAGAGAGUGUGUCAAUACUUCACGAUAAAAGCCUUGACACCGUAGGAACGACAUUUAUCACCCAUCCACGGAAAGCACCAUCAAUCAUUUACCCACGGUUUCACUUUCCUCAAGGCGUACCGGUGUCAAUAGUGGAGAACGAUGCGGCAUUGCGUCGAGUAUGUCGCGUAUUUCGCGAUUUCCCCAAUGAACAGAUGUUCCUUGCUUGA